This is a messenger RNA of Meriones unguiculatus (Mongolian gerbil), 3162 nucleotides long. RefSeq names its product solute carrier family 35 member G1 (gene Slc35g1). Gene Ontology annotation, biological process: regulation of cytosolic calcium ion concentration; calcium ion export across plasma membrane. The record is from RefSeq and is a predicted model, not a curated record. The transcript has 3 exons. Lineage: Eukaryota; Metazoa; Chordata; Mammalia; Rodentia; Muridae. The coding region runs from base 78 to 1184 and encodes 368 amino acids. Gene Ontology annotation, cellular component: endoplasmic reticulum membrane; plasma membrane.
CCGGAAGAGCCGAGCGGCCCGGCGGCGGCUGCGGGCGCCAGACGGCGCGCUGCUGCGGGGAGAGCGCGGGCUGCGGGAUGGGGCCCCCGGAGAGCGCGGAGGUGCUCGCUCCCGAGGCGGUGGAGCUGCACGAGCCCGUGGUGCGGCUCGCGGACCCCGCGUCCCCCGGCGAGGAGCAGGAGGACGUCGAGGCGGCGGACGUCCCCGGCCGCGGCAGGUGCUGGCCGUGUGGAGCCUGGGCGUGCGGCUCGCGUGGGGAGCCCGAAGCCAAGAAGAAAGCACCUUGUCCUGGACUUGGCUUGUUUUACACAGUGUUGUCUGCCUUCCUUUUCUCAGUGGCCUCUUUAUUUGUUAAAAAAGUGCAAGGCAUCCAUGCUGUAGAAAUCAGUGCAUUUCGAUGUGUGAUCCAAAUGCUAGUUAUUAUUCCUUGCUUAAUAUACAGAAAAACUGGGUUCAUAGGUCCCAAAGGUCAACGGCUUUUCCUCCUCUUCAGAGGGAUCUUUGGUUCCAGUGCCAUGAUCCUUAUGUACUAUGCUUUCCAGACGACAUCCCUCGCUGAUGCCACAGUUAUUGCAUUUAGCUGUCCAGUGUUUACGUCAAUAUUUGCUUGGAUAUUCCUCAAGGAAAAGUAUAGUCUUUGGGAUGCUUUCUUCACCUUGUUCGCGAUCGUUGGAGUGAUCCUUAUUGUGAGACCGCCAUUUUUAUUUGGUUCCGACACUUCAGGGAUGAAAGAAAGCUAUUCAGAGCACAUUAAGGGGACAUUUGCCGCAAUGGGACAUGCUUUGCUAGCUGCGCUGACUCUGGUUAUCCUGAGAAAAAUGGGAAAAUCUGUGGACUAUUUUCUGAGCAUUUGGUAUUAUGUCAUACUUGGCCUUCCUGAAAGCAUCAUCAUCCUCUAUGCCUUUGGAGAAUGGAACCUCCCUCAGUGUGGGCUGGACAGGCUGUUUCUUAUACUCAUUGGACUCUUUGGUUUGGGGGGUCAGAUAUUUAUCACUAAAGCAAUUCAAAUAGAAAAAGCAGGACUUGUAGCAAUAAUGAAGACAAUGGAUAUAGUCUUUGCUUUUAUCUUUCAAAUUGCUUUCUUUGAUAAUGUGCCGACCUGGUGGACUGUGGGUGGGGCUCUCUGUGUAGUGGCCAGUACUACUGGAGCGACCAUUCGUAGGUGGGUCCAGGGUUCCAAAUGAAAUGUCACUGCUGAAAUCUAUAUUUUUAUCAAGUGCACCAUCACCCAGCUCAGACAUCUUACCUACACACACCUGGGAAGUCUACAUUAUUCGUCGUUGGUUAUAUUUAAUAAAUUUUAUAAAUAAAGUACCAUUUUGAAUAUGGUAUGUUUUUAAUUAAGAGUGGCUAGGCUAGCCUAGCAGUUUCUGGAUAGCCUUUAUUUUGGUUUGGCUUGGUUGGGUUACCAUUGAGAAGUGAGCUCAUUUGAGGAAUUCCAGAAAUUUUUUGAGUACAGUUUUUAAAAUUUGCUUUUGACACAGGAUGUGGAUGGGAGGUAGUGUGCUCUAGCAGUGUAGAGAAGAAGCUCAAUGUUGACAAUGCUGCUAUAACUAGUACUGUGUUAAUCCUUCGUUUGCAAUAUAAUUCCAUUUAGGAUGCCAAAGUUGAAACUUGGUACAGGUGCCUACGUACUGGUGGGAAUAUAAGUGAACCAGCCUUAUUUUCAAGGACCUUAUAGAUGAUUAUUACACUUUUAAUGCAUUUGUGCCUUUUCAUUUUGAUGCCGGCAUUUUUAUAUGUACUCUGAACAGCCAGCCAUCUGUGGUUAGCAGUUCUCUCUUUCAGUAUAGUAGCAACUCCGGAUAUCAGUUUGAACUUUCAAAUGCCUCCUGUUUUAUUAAAAUUGCACCUUUUUUUUUUUUUUUUUUUUUUUUUUUUUACAUUCCAAGAUUUCCAAUCUUAAAAUCAUGAGAGCGAAAUCUUGGCCUGACCAGUAUGCACAUUCCUUUUCUGAGGUGUUUUCACUUCAAAUGUAAUGAUUUUCUACAAAUUGUCUUUGAAUUCAUAGUGUGAUGCCAAAUACAGUUUUCUCAGGAUCAUGCUAGGUUGGACAAUAUCAGGUUACCCAGAUUCUACCAUUUUCAUUUACAAAACCCGUAGUUCCAGAAGGUUUACCCUGCAAGCCCCUUACACACUAAACCAAAUGUUUAUACCUUUAAAGUACGUGUCUGUUAUUAAACUUACUCUUACAGUCUUCUUCCAUUUUGGAAUGAUACAUUAUAAUAUUUGUGAUAUAUGAAAAAUAUAGACCAUUAAUCCACAGUUGAUUGGCUUUCACAGUCUCUUGCAUAUUAAACACACACACACACACAUAAAUGCUAGUCUUUGCCUGACAAGCUGUACCAUGAUACUAGUGUGGUUCUUACUAUGGCUCAGCAGCAGGCCAGUAUUCCUGUGAGAGGAAAGCGUGGGAGAUUGAACAGGGUGCUAGGAGUACAUUCCACAGUCUUUGGCACUGUGGACGCCUUCACGGUGAGGCCAUCGUUUCUGCCACCUCUUAAGCUGCAGGGGAGGCACCGUGCACCCUUUCCUACCCUCCUCACAGUUCAUCCCAAGAAAGGAAUGGGGCUCCUGGAACUUACAUUCUGGUAAUAUUUUUCACCUGAUGGCCUACGUAUUUACUUAGCUGAGUCAUCUCAGAUCACACUUGACCUGACUGGAACUUAGAUUUGCGGGUGUCAUUCUACCAGCAUUUUAGAAAGUACAGCCCUUAGCCUUUUAGAACUCAUCCUGUGGGGAGCCAUGCUCCACACACAGGGAUGACAAGGUGAAGGCCUGCAUGCAGUAGCUGUGUUUCCAUGGCAGCCCCCUCUCAUUUAGUUCCUCGUGGAAAAUCAGCCACUUUUGGAGUCACCAACUAACUUACACAAUGGAGUUUCUGGGACUGGAAGAUGCACAUGUUUUACUUCAACUGUGUCUUGAGUACUUGAAUGUCACAGUGUGUGGCUGAUGUUGGAGACGAUGUUUCUUAUCCCAACCUCUACAGGGUAUGAUUUUUAAACAAUGUUCAAGUGGUCUACAAGGCUAUGUAUUAUAACAAUUUGGGGUCGGGGGGUGAUAUGUAUUUUCCAAAGAUUGUAGUUUCUAUAUCUUGUAAAAGGAAAUAUUUUUCCUAACUUGUUUUUAUUUUGUAAGUAAUAAAAUCAUAAAAGAAAGUGA